CGAAAGUAUUUAUUUCAAUACGAUCUGUUGCAAAAACUAAAUCGCAUCCUUACAACAGUACAUAAUUAAAUGCUCAAAAGUAAUUUGCUUGUGACAUGGAGUGUAUGGAGGGAACGCACGUCCGCGUUCUGAGAUCGGCGAGAACUCCCCGACAAGUACCAGGAGUAGCAGGAGCACAAGCCAACAGAGUGGUGAUCGGCGCCCUGAACGCGGACUGCUGGCGCCUCGUGCUCGGCUACUUGUCGGUGCGCGAGCUCAUGCGCACGGAGGCCGCCUGCAGGGACUGGCAGCGGCUCGUGCUUGACGAUAUAUCACGUCGUCCAAUUAUGAUUAUGGACAUGUUUAAUGAAAUUGAUGAAAAUACCAUAGUAGUAAGAAAAAAGAGUAAGAUCUGGCCUUCGUUCAAGCGCUGGCUCAAGAAGUGUGGGCGCGCGGUGCAGUCGCUCUCCUUGGACUGCCAAAACUUCAGCGGCGUGGUGGAGCUGCUCCGGGACGCCUGCCCCAACCUGGAGAUCCUUAGGCUGUGGAACUUGAAGAGCGCGCUGCCUCCCACCGACACGCUGCACUUCCAGCGCCUGGAGCUGCUCACGCUGGAGACCUGCCUUGAGAUAACGGACGCGUGCGUGAGCCAGUUCCUCACGAGCGGGCUCCAGGAGCUCACCCUCGUCGACAACAAGCGCGUCACGGGCCGCUUCCUGCGCCGCCUGCGCACCCCCCAGCUCGAGAGACUCGUUCUCACCUCCUGCAGGGCUUUCAAGUUCUCCUUCCUCCUCGAGAGCGCAGACCGCUUGACCAACUUGACUUCAUUAGUGCUGCGGAAGAGAAAUCACAAUAAAAUAGAAAUUAGGGAUAAACUGCAUCUGCUCGUAGACAAGAUGCCUAAUUUAGAGUCGUUGAUAGUGAGCGUGGAGGACGUGUGCGCGCGGGCCGACGCCGCGCGGCUCCGCGCCGAGAGCGACGAGCUCAUGGCGGCGCUGUGCCGUCGCCAGCGGCUCUACCACCUGGACGCGAACUUCGACGCGUGGGACCAGCACCUGCAGGCGCUGGCCACCAGCUGCGAGAUGCUGGGGGUGCUGCGUUUACGAAGAAGCUAUAUAACGCGCGCGGGGCUGGACGCGCUGCUGCGCGCGCGCGGCGCGCACCUGCUCGAGCUGACGCUGGCCGGCGCCCGCCUCGGGGACCGCGACGUCGCGGCCUGCGUGCACGCCUGCCCCAAGCUCGUGUGGCUGGACAUCGCCGACUGCGAGGUGUCGGCCGGCGUGGUGGCGCUGGUGGCGCGUGCGCGGCGCGACAUGCGCGCCAACCUGCGCGCGAGCACGUUCGCGGCCGACGCCGACAACAACCUGCGCGCGCGCCUACGGCUCCACACCAACUGGUGGCUCUACGACAGAGAUGACGACGAGUUCAAGGACGUCCUCGAUCUGGUCUAAAAGCAAAUAUCCAGUAUAUACUCGCUGAUUUGAAACCACAGGAAAUAAAGAGAAAAAAUACCAAGUAGGUAAAAUCAAACUUUUAAUUUAGUUCACGUGUGAUUCGUCUGUGAUUUAGUUAUUAAGAUUGUUGUUACCUCCGUGAAUCAAAGAUUAACAAUGAAAGGUUAAAUAAAUAUAAUUUCCCAAAAA
Messenger RNA from Leguminivora glycinivorella, 1622 nucleotides. RefSeq lists its product as uncharacterized. Gene Ontology annotation, molecular function: protein binding. NCBI's taxonomy places the organism in Eukaryota, Metazoa, Arthropoda, Insecta, Lepidoptera, Tortricidae. The transcript is spliced from 8 exons. The coding region runs from base 96 to 1430 and encodes 444 amino acids. The record is from RefSeq and is a predicted model, not a curated record. Gene Ontology annotation, cellular component: SCF ubiquitin ligase complex. Gene Ontology annotation, biological process: SCF-dependent proteasomal ubiquitin-dependent protein catabolic process.